Molecule: messenger RNA, 1017 nt
Organism: Gongylonema pulchrum
Lineage: Eukaryota; Metazoa; Nematoda; Chromadorea; Rhabditida; Gongylonematidae
Source: the annotation of a GenBank genome assembly
GUAGUAAUUACAUGGAUCCUGGUUUGUAUUGAAUGUGUUAUUGUGGGUGUUGGUGUGAUGGAAGAGAUGCCGCACGCUGGCUUCGAUCCGCACUAUCAUCCACGUCGAAUGGUACUGGUGUGCUCAACCACAACAUUUGCCUUCUUGACGCCCUUUCUCUGGAAUCUAUUUUUGAUAUCGCUUUGCACACUGUACGCCGUCAAAACGAGGAAUUUGCCGGAGAAUUUUAAUGAAGCAAAAUUUAUUGGUUUUACUAUGUACUGUACUUUGGUGGUUUGGUCAGCUUUUAUCGUUCUUCACUUAGGAACGACAAACAAAGCAUUAACAAUGAGUUUUUCAUUCAGUCUUUCUGCCAGCAUUGCUCUUGUACUGCUCUUCUUUCCCAAACUGUACAUUAUACUACUUCAUCCUGAAAAAAAUGUUCGAGCGAGUUAUGCUACCACAAAACUGCUUCGCUGUCAUUUCGGAAAUUCGCAAACAACGGAGGGCAGCAAACAGAUGUCCGUUUCGAAGUCCAGAGUUAGCCAACAAUCCUUUUCAAGGAGUAGCCUUGGAUCCUCAGUGAAACAUGGCUACGCAACACGAACAGCAUCAGUGCAUACCAGCCAGAGCCCGUCGCAGGAUGCAUCAACUCAAACCGAUUCUACCUCAGGGUCUUCUAAAGUUGGUCGAACAUUUUCAAUAAUGAGCGGUGCAUAUCCCAGCCGACGUGGCAUCAAGCAGUUACAGCUAGAUGACGAUGUACGACAGCUUAUUGACUCCUGUCGACGAUAUCAGGAUGAACGGAUGCAAGGUCCUGCGAAGAAUUUAUUGCUUGAGGAAAGUGAAGAUGUAGGGUGCCUAAUUGUUGAUUCGAUCGAAAACUCGAUGCGAACAGUCCUUAGUACAGUGUCUGCGCGAGCACUGCCUUCGCCAUCGGUAUCAUCCACGGCAAACGCCGACGACAACCAGUUCGAACAACUUCUAAAAAGCCGUGGAAUGCAACCAUUACAGCUGACAAGUGCGACGCCGUUGUGA